UAAAGCGAGGGGCAGAGCUGUGGGAUCACAGCAGUUGAAGCACUGAGACUGAAACAACAGGAUUGUUAAAUAACAUUGCAUAAAGGAGAAGUAAGAAAAAGGAUGGAAGACCACAACAAGGAGACAGGAGAGAAACGAGAGGAUACAACUCACACUCUCAUUAUAAAUAGGACUAUGACACAGGGCACUAAUGCAGCAGGGGCUUCCCAGUCACCCUCUAUUGUCCAAGGUCCAGCUGACACUUCUUCAAAGAUAAAACCAAACCCUAAGGUCCCAUCUGGCCUUGGCACAGAUAACACAGAAAAUGCAAUUAAGCCAACUCUGCAGAUAACAUCUAGCACCUUCACUGUCAAGAAUGGUGAGGAGCUGAAAGUCGAGGUUCCAGUAGCUGGGCAACCAGCACCAAAGAUUGAAUGGAAAAAAGAUGGCCAUGCAGUUAAAGAGACAUCAAGGCUAGAGAUUGCAAAUACACCUGCGUUAACAGUUCUGCAUAUAAGACAUGCUGCCAGGGAGCACUUUGGUCAUUACUCGGUCACAGCAAGCAACAGUGCUGGACAGGUAUCAGGAGAAAUCACUGUGGUUGUUCUUGAAAAGCCAGAUCCACCCACAGGGCCUGUGAGGAUUGAUGAGGUCAGUUCUGACUAUGUUACCAUCUCCUGGGAGCCACCUGAAUACACAGGAGGCUGUCAGCUCGACAACUACGUAGUGGAGAAACGUGAAGUUACAAGUACAGAGUGGCAGACUGUGUCCGCAACAACAGUAAGAACCACAAUCAAAGUCACCAAGCUGAAGACAGGAAGAGAAUACCAAUUCAGAGUGUUUGCCGAAAACAAGUAUGGAAAGAGUACUGCUAUUACCACUCCUAUUGUAAUUGCACAAUAUCCAUUCAGCACACCUGCUGCCCCUGGCACUCCCAUUGUGUCCACCGUGACAAAGUACAGCAUGGUUGUGGAAUGGCAGCCUCCAGCCAAAGAUGGCGGCAGUCCUAUCAUUGGCUAUCACCUUGAACGCAAAGAGAAGAACAGCAUUUUAUGGACCAAGCUGAACAAGUUUGUUAUACCCGACGCUCGCUUCAAAACAAGUGGACUGGAGGAAGGUAUUGAGUAUGAAUUCAGAGUCUUUGCUGAGAAUAUUGCUGGACUAAGCUCAUCCAGCAAGAUAUCUGAUUGUUAUGUAGCACGAGACCCCUGUGAUCCGCCUGGUAAGCCUGAGGCUGUUGUCAUUACAAGAGAGAACAUCACACUUAUGUGGGAAAAACCCAGGUAUGAUGGCGGAAGCUCGAUUACAGGAUACGUUGUUGAAAAGAAGGACCUCCCAGAUGGAAGAUGGAUGAAGGCAAACUUCACUAACGUCAGUGAAAAUCAAUUCACAGUCACAGGUCUGACAGGAGGCCAAAGUUAUGAGUUUCGAGUAAUUGCCAAGAAUGGUGCUGGUGUUUGGAGCACACCGUCAGAGAGUGUAACCAUCAUCGCUCAAGAUGUUAUUGAAGGACCCACAGCAUUCAUUGAUCCUAAGUUCAAGAGUACUACUGUAGUUCAGGCAGGGGAGACAUUCGUUAUAGAUGCUGAUUACUUUGGAAAGCCCCUUCCUGAAGUAAUAUGGUUUAAGGAUGGAAAAGAAAUUGACAAAGCUACACCAAGAAUUGAGGUCAAAAACACCCUCACUCACACAACACUUACUGGGAGGGACUGCACACGAGUGGAUGGGGGCCAGUAUUUAUUGAGACUUAUUAACAUUGGUGGAACUACAUCUAUGCCAGUUAAUGUGAAGGUCCUGGACAGACCGGGUCCUCCCGUUGGACCUCUGAGGGUAAAAGUCGUCAGUGCAGAUAAGUGUAAUCUUCACUGGAAUCUCCCUUUAAAUGAUGGUGGUGCUUGUGUUUCCCACUAUAUCAUUGAAAAAAGGGAGACCAGUCGUGUUACAUGGACAGGGGUUGAGGAUCAUGUUGAAGCGCUCAGUUACAAAGUGACUAAGCUGGUGCCUGGAAAAGAAUAUAUCUUCAGAAUCACUGCUGUGAAUAAAUUUGGCGUUGGUGAAUUUUUGGAAUCAGACCCUGUCGUGGCUCAGAAUCCCUUCACAACACCAAGGGCACCCUCUACCCCUACAGUCAGUGCUGUGACUGGUGACUCCAUAGCACUAACGUGGGAAAGGCCAGAGAAUGAUGGAGGUUCUGAGAUUGAUGGCUACAUCCUGGAGAGACGUGACAAAGAGGGUGUCAGGUGGACUAGAUGUAACAAAAGAAGACUGAAUGAUUUACGUUUUCGUUGCACAGGACUCACAGAGGGACAUUGCUAUCAGUUUAGGGUACUGGCAGAAAAUGCUGCCGGUCUGGGCACACCCAGUGAGCCAAGUGAGUAUAUAAAAGUCUGUGAAGCUACAUACCCACCUGGUCCUCCUACUAACCCUAAAGUGACAGAUUAUUCCAGCAGCAGUGUGUCUCUGGCAUGGUCAAAGCCUAUCUAUGAUGGUGGAGCAGGCAUCAAUGGAUUUUUAGUUGAGAUGAAAGAAACAGCAGAGGAUGAGUGGAUUACAUGUACUCCAAGCACAGGUGUAGAGGAAACAAAUUACACCGUGAAGAGACUGAAAGAAAAUGCAGAGUAUAAUUUUCGUAUACGUGCCCUGAAUGCCGUUGGCGUUGGUGAGCAUAUGGAUGUACCUGGGUCAGUAAAAGCCACCGAAAAACUGGAGGCACCUGAAAUUGAGCUGGACACUGCCCUGAGGAAGAUUGUGAAUGUUCGAGCUUGUUCCACAUUACGUCUCUAUGUCAACAUCAAAGGAAAUCCAGAGCCUGAAGUUAAAUGGACAAAGGAAAGUGGACCUCUCAGUGAGCGUGCUCAAAUUGAGGUUGCAAGUUCACACACAGUGCUAUUAAUUGAAAAUGUAAAUAGAAAUGACACGGGAAAGUAUGUCUUGACUGCUGUGAAUUGUAAUGGCACUAAAUCAGCAUUCAUCAACGUCAGAGUAUUGGACUCUCCCAGUGCACCGACAAACCUAGAGGUCAAGGAUGUAAAGAGAGACUCUGUGACCAUCUCUUGGGAGGCACCUCUUAUUGAUGGAGGAGCAAAGAUUUUGCACUACAUUGUAGAGAAGCGAGAAGAGGCUAGAAAGGCCUUCACAAGUGUCUGUAGCAGCUGUGUGAGAAAUUCAUACAAGAUUGACAACCUCCAGGAAGGUUCAUUUUAUUAUUUCCGUGUCCUGGCUGAAAACGAGUUUGGGACUGGACAGCCAGCGGAAAUCCUUGAGGCUGUUAAAGUGUCUGAGGCUCCUCUGCCUCCUGGCAAAAUCACUGUCGGCGAUGUCACUUGUCAUAGUGUGAAACUCUCCUGGGAAAAACCUGAACAUGAUGGAGGAAGCAAAAUCACAUGCUAUGUUGUAGAAAUGCAAACUGAGGGAGAUGAAACAUGGACAAUAUGUUCAGAAAGUAAAUCACUAGAGGUGACCAUCAAUGGACUGACAAAAGGAAAAGAAUACUUCUUCAGAGUGAGUUCUAAGAAUGAAAAGGGAAAAAGCGAACCAAAGUCCCUGUUCACACCGGUUUCUAUAAAGGAUACUAGUGCUGGGCCCCUUAUUACGUUGCUUUCCAACACAUUCAGUGUGAAGGCAGGGAAUGAUAUAAGGAUUGAUGUUCCAUUCAAGGGAUUGCCAGUACCAAUGGUAGCCUGGAAAAAAGACGGCAACAUGCUUAAAGAGACAAGCAGGGUAAAUGUGCACACAUUUGACACAUCAUCUCAACUUGUUAUCAAAGAUGCUACCAAGAUUGACGUGGGUGUGUAUGAGGUGAUGCUGACCAACUCAGUAGGGAGUACAUCUGCUGAAAUUUAUGUUAAUGUUUUUGAAAGACCUGGACCGCCAAGUGUCUUCAGUGUGGAUGACGUGAGUGCUGACUAUGUGUCACUGUCAUGGCAGCCCCCACAUUAUACCGGUGGAUCUCCAAUCAGUAACUAUGUUGUUAAAAAGAGAGAUAUGGGGAGCACUGUGUGGCAAACUGUGUCAGCUACAGUUGCAAGGACAUCAAUCAAAAUCUCCCGUCUAACACAGGGGACUGAAUAUCAGUUUUGUGUUGCUGCAGAGAAUCGCUAUGGCACAAGCCAAUUUGUUGAAUCUGACCCUGUCAUUGCUCAGUACCCCUUCAACCCCCCUGGUCCACCGACCAACCUGCAAGUUGUGCAGGCCUCAAAGUCGAUCAUGGUCAUUGCUUGGAGCAAACCGGACACUGAUGGUGGUAGCCCUAUCGUCGGAUAUCACAUUGAAUGCAAAGAUCAAAGCAGUAUUCUGUGGACAAAGUUGAACAGAAACCUGGUGACAGAGAAACAGUUCAAGGUAACAAGUGUUGAAGAAGGCCUGGUAUAUGAAUUCCGGGUCUGCGCUGAGAACAUGGCAGGUGUUGGACCCUUCAGUAACACAUCUGAUCCUGUUGCAGCACGUGACCAGUGUGAUCCACCUCGCAACCUCACAGUCACCAAUAUAACCAACAGCUCAGUUUCCCUCUCAUGGGAUAAACCUGAAUAUGAUGGUGGAGCUAAAAUAACUGGGUACAUCGUUGAGCGUAAAGAGCUGCCGGAGAGUUGUUGGCUCAAGUGCAACUUCACCAACUUACAGGACACCUUCCUGGAGGUGACUGGCCUCACAGAAGAUGAACAGUAUGAUUUCCGUGUGACUGCAAAGAAUUCAGCAGAGCUCCUCAGCGUGCCCUCUGAAACCACAGGACCUGUUACUGUGCAGCAUGAUGUAGAGCCACCUAAAAUUAUACUGGAGGACAAACUUAGACAGUUGGUCAUUGUGAAAGCAGGAGACUUCCUAAGAUUAGAUGCUGACAUAUCUGGCCGCCCCAACCCUACAGUUUUUUGGCUGAAGAAUGGUAGAAAUAUUGGGGCCAAGGGAAGGAUUGAGAUAACUGCAACAAAGACACAUACAUCUCUCCUCAUACGAGAAAGUGUUAGGAAAGACUCUGGACAGUAUACUUUAACCCUACAGAAUACAGGUGGUACCACAUCUAAAGCUAUCACCUGCAAGGUCCUGGACAGACCAGGUGCACCUGCUGGACCUCUGGAAGUGUCUGGACUUGCAGCAGAGAAAUGCACUCUGUCGUGGGGACCUCCUCAUGAGACUGGUGGUGCUGAUAUCAUGUACUACAUUGUUGAGAAAUGUGAAACCAGCCGUGUUUCCUGGACUCUGGUGUACAGUGACAUGAUGGCAACAACUUGUAAAAUUACCAAGUUGGUCAAAGGAAAUGAAUACCUCUUUAGAGUGAGGGCAGUGAACAAAUAUGGGGAGGGGGAGAAUUUGGAAAGUGAGGCAAUUAGGGCCGUAGAUCCCUUCACUAUCCCAUCUGCUCCAAUGGACAUCGAGGUCACAAGUGCAACCAGUGACGCCAUGACAAUCUGCUGGAAGAGACCCACUUCUGAUGGAGGUAGCCGCAUCAGUGGCUACAUCAUUGAAAAGCGAGAGAAGCAGGGUGUACGAUGGGUAAGAGUCAAUAAAAAGCCAGUGUAUGACUUAAGAGUAAAAGCCUCCUGUUUGCAUGAGGGAUGCGAGUAUGAAUUCAGAGUCUUUGCUGAGAAUGCUGCAGGGUUAAGUGAACCCAGUUCCCCGUGCCCACUAACGAUGGCAGAGGAUCCCAAGUUUCUCCCCUCCCCUCCAGCAAAGCCAGCCAUAGUUGAUUCAACCAGAUCCUCGAUCACUCUAUCAUGGAACAAGCCUCUGUUUGAUGGAGGAGCAGCAGUUACAGGGUAUAAAGUAGAGUUUAGAAAAUCAACAGAAGAAGACUGGGCUGUUGCCGUUCAUAACACAGAAAAAACAGAGCUCACUGUAACAGGACUCACAUCAGGGGCUGAAUAUGUUUUCAUUGUUCGAUCCAUAAACAAGAUUGGUGUCAGUGAGCCCAGUCCUGAAACAGAUCCUCAUGUAGCUGUUGAAAGAGAGGAGGAGCCCAGGUUUGAUGUUAGCACUGAGAUGAGGAAGACGCUACUUGUAAGAGAAGGCAGCUCCUUCACUUUGACUGUGCCUUUCACAGGCAAACCUGCACCCAGUGUAUCGUGGGACAAAGCAGAUGUAGAUCUGAGAAUCAGGGCACUAAUCAACACCAGCAGCUCCACCACCUCUGUGACAGUGGAACAGGUAACACGUGAUGACUCUGGUAAAUACAUUGUCAAACUGCAAAAUAUCGCCGGCUCUGCCUCUUUGACCCUAAAUGUAAGGGUUUUGGAUUCUCCCGGUCCACCAACUGGAAUUGUAGUUAAGGAUGUGACCAAGACCUCUGCCACUGUUACCUGGGACAUACCUGAGAAUGAGGGAGGAGCUCCUGUCAAGAACUACCUUCUGGAUAUACGGGACAUCAGCAGAAAAGGGUGGAUGAGACUUACAGAUAAAUGUCGCCGACUGUCCUACAAGGUGUCUGACCUAGAGGAGGGAGGAAUCUACUUCUUCAGAGUCACUGGGGAAAAUGAGCAUGGGAUUGGUGUUCCAGCUGAGACCAAGGAGGGAACAAAAAUUACAGAUACAACAGAUUUGGAGACAAAUCCAGGGGCUUAGCUUGCUAGUCAUCUCGUGAUCAUCUUGUCCUGAAUUGUGUGUUUCUAUUUAGAAAAUGUUUAUGAAUUAAUACAUUACCAAACAUUGCUGUUUUGUGGACAUAUAUUUGAGAUUUAAUGAUUGUAUAUUAUAAAGUCAGAUAAAUGUCACAACUGAUUUUAUUUGUAAAAGUGAAAUGCACUGAAUCAUUUUGUUUAUUUUGCUGCAAACAAGAACAUAUUUUUGUUUUAUUUGUGGUAGCAUUGCAAUAAAAUAUAGAUAAAUAGAAA
Messenger RNA from Solea solea (common sole), 6800 nucleotides. Its product is annotated as titin-like. NCBI's taxonomy places the organism in Eukaryota, Metazoa, Chordata, Actinopteri, Pleuronectiformes, Soleidae. Bases 103 to 6531 code for a protein of 2142 amino acids. Gene Ontology annotation, molecular function: protein binding. The transcript is spliced from 4 exons. The record is from RefSeq and is a predicted model, not a curated record.